This is a messenger RNA of Wallemia mellicola CBS 633.66, 1247 nucleotides long. RefSeq lists its product as hypothetical. NCBI's taxonomy places the organism in Eukaryota, Fungi, Basidiomycota, Wallemiomycetes, Wallemiales, Wallemiaceae. The coding region runs from base 1 to 1224 and encodes 407 amino acids. The record is from RefSeq and is a predicted model, not a curated record. The transcript has a single exon.
AUGCUCAGCAAUCUCCUAAAGAUAGUUAAGGAUACUGUUGUAGCGCCUGUUGGACGUUUGGCUACUGGCGUUAGCGUGAGCCUUGGCUUAGCUGACACAGUUCUAGAGACAGGAAAAGACUAUUUUCUCGCUGCAGAUUCUGUAUCAGUCACAGAAUUAGUGUUUCAAGCCACUAUUCACACCGUGAAAGUUAUGACUGAUAAUCUCGCCAAUGUCUUGCACAUUUUUACUCAAGUAUUUAAUGAAAACAGUGAAACUUUAAAUUGGGCAUGGAGGCACAGAACAGAAUUUUUCACGUUUUUGAUUGAUUUAGCAGGUGCCGUAGAAUUCUCUAAAAGCGAUAAGUCAGACUAUAAUGAAUGGUAUAUGACGUCGACGAAGAACAUAUACGCUAUAGUAUAUCAAUUGCAGAGAUUGAUCUUAUCCUUAGUUUCCUUAUUAGCGAAUAAGGACAAGUCUAGCGUUGAGAACUUAGAUAUGAACACGGUCCUUCAUACUGAUUUUAAACAUGGAAUUGCUUUACCACCAACCACCACUGCAAAGCUUAAUGCGCCUGAGGAGAAAUGGUUGUUUCUAAAUGGUAUUUGUGGAGAGUACCAAUGGCUUGAACUCGGAUGUAACAAGUUGAGGGAUAGGUUCAAAAAAGAAAUAACUGGAAUAUUUAAUAGGAGUGAUGGUAUCAUUUGGGAUUUGAUCGAGUGUGCAGGUGAAAGAAAUGAAAAGAAUAAAAGAAGUCUCCUUCAAUUGACAAAAAGCAGCAUGGAUGCUCAGAACGUAUUGAAGAAAGAAUUAGUAGAUGCACUAUGGCCAAACACGAAUGGGAAAGCCGCUCACCAAGUUGUGAUGAUUGCACACUCCCAAGGAUGCCUCAUAUUGAGGCUCGUACUACAAAAAAUCCUGGAUGAGUAUAAAGCAAAGGCACAGAGAGAUGAUCUCAUCAAUCGACUUAAUAUAUUUACCUUCGGAAAUCCAGGCUUAGACUGGAAGACGAAGGACGGUUCAGAAUCUCUUCAUCGUUAUACAAAACUCACAGAGCACUUCGCGAACAAAGAGGAUUUUGUUGCAAAGCUUGGAAUUUUAAAUUCUUACGACUUUGACCAAAGAGGUUAUUUGAAUGAUCAUGUUUUCAUUUCCGAGUGCAAGGGUCAUUGGUUUGGAUCUCAGUAUAGUCUCAGCAAGGAUGAUUACUAUCUAGGGGAAAACUCAAUGUUCCUCAAUAACUAAUGCCAUCAGGUUUUAAGUUUAAU